UGCGUGUUUAGCGACUCCUAUUGAUCAAAAUCUGAUUCAGGGUAUAUGUAUCCACGAUGUCCAAGUUGUUAAAAAGUUGUCAGCUUUUUAAAGACAAGGUGAAGGUUCAGAAUGUUUCCAGACAUUUGUCUCAGUUAACAGGUUUAAAUGAAGUUGUGAUUGUGAAUGCUGCCAGGACUCCUAUUGGGUCAUUUCGUAGUAGUCUUGCAGCUGUUCCAGCAACCAAGCUGGGCAGUGUGGCUAUUCAGGGGGCUCUGCACAAGGCAGGAGUAGCACCAGAUGCAGUGCAGGAGGUGUAUAUGGGCAAUGUGUGUCAGGCUUCCAAUGGACAGGCACCUGCCAGACAAGCAGCUUUGGGAGCAGGCAUUCCUAAUACAGUACCUUGCUGUACAGUGAACAAGGUGUGUGCAUCUGGUAUGAAAGCUGUCAUGAUGGCAGCACAGUCACUAAUGUGUGGAUCACAGGAUGUAAUGGUUGCUGGUGGAAUGGAAAGUAUGUCUAAUGUCCCAUACUAUCUGAAAAGAGGGGAGACACCAUAUGGGGGAGUGACACUUACUGAUGGCAUAGUGCUUGAUGGUCUUUGGGAUGUCUACAAUCAGAUUCAUAUGGGCAGCUGUGCAGAGAAUACUGCCAAAGUCCAAGGGAUAACAAGAGAGGAGCAAGAUGCCUUUGCUGUUGAGAGUUAUACCAGGAGUCAGAGAGCUGCAGAAAGUGGUGUUUACAAGAAGGAAAUUGUGCCAGUCACAAUUCCUCAGAAAAAAGGAGAUGAUAUAGUGGUUACAGAAGAUGAAGAAUAUAUGAAAGUGAACUUCGAAAAAUUCAAAACGCUAAGAACUGCAUUUCAGAAAGAUGGCACUGUUACUGCAGCUAAUGCCAGCACACUCAAUGACGGAGCAGCAGCGCUUCUUUUAAUGACAGAAAAAGCAGCAGCAAAAUUGAAUGUCACACCACUAGCAAGAAUUAUUGGCUUUGCAGAUGCUGCUACUGCUCCAAUAGAUUUUACUAUUGCUCCAGUUUCUGCGAUGCAAAAGGUUUUGUCAAUGACAUCUGUCACAAAAGAAGACAUUGCCAUGUUUGAAAUAAAUGAAGCCUUUAGCGUAGUAGCACUUGCCAACAUCAAGCUUUUAGAUUUGGACCCGAGCAAAGUAAAUAUUCAUGGGGGAGCUGUCAGCAUAGGGCAUCCAAUUGGCAUGUCUGGUGCAAGGAUAACAGGUCAUUUGGUUCACAAUCUCAAAGCAGGAGAAAAAGGACUAGCUGGAAUUUGUAAUGGAGGAGGAGGAGCAUCAGCUAUUCUCAUAGAAAAACUUUGAUAAUUGUUGAGAUAAAAUCUGAAAAUGCUGUGUGGGUCCACAUGUGCAGAGUAUGAAUAUUCUGCAUAGUGAGUUACUGGCCCAUAUUCUAAAGGAAAAGAAUUUGAAAGAAAAUAUUAUGAUGUAACAGUAUUCACUUAGUGGAGAAUGAAUGCAAACAAAGACUUUAUAGGUUCCACAAUUAUAUGUUUAUAUUUAGAUGCAUGAUUCUUCAGUGGAAUGGUAAAAUAGACAAAUACUUUGACAUACAAUUUUGCAGCAGUGGUAUCCCAGGCAGCUAAGUUUUAAAAGUGUAGAUUACUGAUGGGAGAUGUAUUUAUUUAUAAUGUAUUAUUAUUAUUUAAUGUACAUUGUUGAAACAGGUUCUACGUCAUAAUUAUCAGAUCUAAGGUAUUGUUUUUUUCUUUAUGAUGAUCAUGAAAGACUAGAAAUUUGCUCAACACUUGCACAAGUUUUCAGUUUCAUAUGUGUGAUCUGUCUUUUUUUGUAGAAAAACUUGUUUGAGCUGGCUUAUGCAAAGUACCAACGUAAUUGGUCUCUUCUAAGUCGAUUUGAAUUAUAUUUACAUGCUGAUAUUUUCCUACCUACAACUUGGCAGGACAUUAUUUACAAAGACCAAAAUGGUCAAGCCUCAUUCUUUGCCUUUUAACUGCAGACUGCACCCAACUUUAGGCGUACAAAGAGGGGAGUUGUCUCAGCAUAUUUUAUGCACGUACACUUUCAUUUAAUUAUUGGGGGUUCUGUGUGGGUCCAAAAACAUAAUUGUAAUUAAAAUUAAUUGUAAAAAGAUGUCA
Molecule: messenger RNA, 2104 nt
Organism: Lingula anatina
Lineage: Eukaryota; Metazoa; Brachiopoda; Lingulata; Lingulida; Lingulidae
Product: acetyl-CoA acetyltransferase, mitochondrial
Biological process (GO): fatty acid beta-oxidation
Cellular component (GO): mitochondrion
Molecular function (GO): acetyl-CoA C-acetyltransferase activity
Source: RefSeq, a predicted model, not a curated record